Messenger RNA from Archocentrus centrarchus (flier cichlid), 6735 nucleotides. It is a transcript of the gene trak1a, whose product is annotated as trafficking protein, kinesin binding 1a. Gene Ontology annotation, cellular component: cytoplasmic vesicle; dendrite; mitochondrion. Gene Ontology annotation, biological process: mitochondrion distribution; protein targeting; vesicle transport along microtubule. The coding region runs from base 242 to 3493 and encodes 1083 amino acids. The transcript is spliced from 16 exons. The record is from RefSeq and is a predicted model, not a curated record. Gene Ontology annotation, molecular function: myosin binding; GABA receptor binding. NCBI's taxonomy places the organism in Eukaryota, Metazoa, Chordata, Actinopteri, Cichliformes, Cichlidae.
UGAUGGGACCAGUUUGGUUAGCUCCUCCCUCCCUCCCUCCUUCCCUCCCUCUUUUUCUCUUUUUGUCUCCUGCACUCCGAACUGUCCUCAAACUUUUAGCACCCCAUCUCUUCUUCCCACCCUCCCCACACUCUUUCUCUCUCCUGUAUGUGUUAUUUCCCGCGACCUUGACCUCUCCCGGACCGCUGGAAAAUGUGAUUGGAAGGCAAGAGAGAGGUAGCGGUUGUCGGGCUCAGGCACCAUGAAUGUGUGUAACAGUACUGAUUUGCCGGAGCUCGAGAUCAUCAGCUUAUUGGAAGAGCAACUGCCAGUGUACAAGCUGAGGGCUGACACCAUCUUCGGUUAUGACCAAGAUGAUUGGCUGCACACUCCACUCUUGGCCCCUGAUGCUGCCAUCGACCUGACUACUGAACAGAUUGAGGAGACCCUCAAAUACUUCUUGUUGUGCGCUGACAGAGUGGGCCAGAUGACGAAGACCUACAGCGACAUUGACGCUGUCACUCGACUGCUGGAAGAGAAAGAGCGUGACUUGGAAUUAGCAGCUCGCAUUGGGCAGUCGCUGCUGAAGAAAAACAAAGCUCUCAGCGAGAGGAAUGAACUGCUGGAGGAGCAAGUGGAGCACAUACGAGAGGAGGUGUCUCAGCUGCGUCAUGACCUGUCCAUGAAAGAUGAGCUGUUACAGUUCUACACCAAUGCAGCCGAAGAAAGUGAAGGCGAGUCCGUUACCUCUACACCUGUCCGUCCCAGUGAACCAAGUGUGUCAUCUCCAAACUUUUUCCCCAUCGAGUCUUUGCAGAAGAAACUCAAAGAUUUGGAGGAAGAAAACAAAUCAUUGCGGUCUGAGGCAAGUCAUUUGGAGACAGAAACUAUCUGCUAUGAGGAAAAAGAACAGCAACUUGUCAAUGACUGUGUCAAAGAACUACGCGAUGCCAACAUGCAGAUUUCCUCUCUGGCUGAAGAGCUGGCCAGGAAGACUGAAGAUGCCUCCAGACAGCAGGAGGAAAUCACACACCUCCUCUCCCAGAUAGUCGACCUCCAGAAGAAGGCCAAGCUCUAUGCUUUGGAAAAUGAGGAGCUGACUCAGCACUUAGGUGCAGCCAAAGACGCCCAGCGACAACUCACUGCUGAGUUGCAGGAGUUGCAAGACAAGUAUGCAGAGUGUAUGGAGAUGCUCCAUGAAGCUCAGGAGGAACUGAAGAACUUGAGAAAUAAAACUCUCCCACUCAGCACACCGAGGCGUUUCCAUUCCCUGGGUUUGUUCCCGAUGGACUCACUGGCAGCAGAAAUAGAGGGCACCAUGAGGAAGGAACUCCAAAUGGAUGAUCCAGACGUAGAAGAGCAGAGACUGCAUCCAAAGCGGGUGUUCCAGACAGUGAAAAACCUCAAUCUGAUGCGUCAGCAGCGUUCUUCCGUAGCCCCCUCCCCUCUCAAUAUCCCAGGCUCCAAUCAGACUUCAUGCUUCACCUCGGGGCGUUCCAGCAGGGUGGGCACGCCACGCUCCAACUCCAUUUAUGGUAGUGAGACGGGAAGUGGGAUCUACCUGGACAACAGGACUAGCAGUAUCCUGGAGAAUCCUGAUGACUGGUCAGAGGACUCUAACAAGCGCCCCCCUGGUACCCCUGGGACUCCGGGCAGCAGGGACUUGGAGGCAGCCUUGCGCCGCCUGUCACUCCGCCGGGACAACUACCUCUCAGAAAAACGCUUCUUUGAGGAGGAGAGGGAGCGAAAGCUGGCUUACCUGGCCAAAGAGGAGGAAAAAGGAGGCCCAGGAACCCCAACAGAAAGUUUGUUCUCGCUGUGCUCGCAUUCCUCAGUUGGAAGCAUCUGGUCUGGAUACUCAUUCACACCAAGGUCCUACCUGCCGGAGAAGCUGCAGAUUGUAAAGCCGCUAGAAGGCUCUGCUACACUCCACGCAUGGCAGCAGCUGGCUCAGCCUCACAUGGGCGCUCUGCUGGAUCACCGGCCCGGCGUGGUCACAAAGGGCUUUCGCACUUUAGCGCACGAACAGGAACAGGAGGACAGCUGGCAACUGGACCAGCCAGAGGAGGACGAAGUAUCGUGUGACUCAUUUACAGGAGAGAGCCCUGCUGCCACAGAUCUGCCUCGCUCUACCUCUACUCCCUCAGUCUGCUGCAAGAAAAAUGGUGACGCUGAUGAAAACAGCCGGUCAGACACACUGAAUGGAACAAUCUGUGGGGCAGGGGAUGUAGUCCAAGGAAAAGAUGGACAUGUUGCAAGCAUGCCCUUUCCUCUCUCCAACCCUUCCCCAUGUUCCCCUCUCCUUUCUUCUUCCGAUAUCAACGGGCACGUGGACCUCAAAGAGCGCCAAGCCUUACAGCCCAACACUGUGGACCGCAUGCCUGUUCAUUUCCCAGGGAAGUGUAUGUCCCACACCAGCUCCACAUACACAUUCACCACCUGCAGGAUUCUCCACCCCUCUGAUCAGCUGACCUCUGUAUCCCCCAGCCCAGCCAUGGCUGCUUGUCAGAGCAGUGCUUGCGCUGGCACACCUGCCCUUACUGCCUCCCCUGUACCGUUCUCAGCCCCACCCACUCCUUCCUACACUCCCUGCUGCACUCCUCGCCGCCUUUCCCUCUCCCACGCCGAGUCCUCCACCAACCUUAGGGACUCCACUAAGACCACCAGCACCUCUCUAGGCCUGGUGCGCCUCCUGCUGGAGAAUGGGAUUUCUGCCUCAGUGUACAACCCAUGCAGCUGGGACCGAGGGCUGGAUGCUUCAGCAAUCUUGGGAGGGGCGCAGAGGUGCACGGACAGACUGGAACAGUCGGGAAAACGUCCAGACACCCUUCUCCUCCAGCCUUCCACCCCACCCAGCUCACCUCACUCCAAAUCAGCUUCUUUAGCCACUACGGGUCCCGUGUUUCAGUUUAGCCCUUCCAGUGACACCUCAUCGUAUUAUGAUACCUUCCUCGCUUCUAAGCCGGCUCGUACCAUUUUGAGGGAAGUGCUGGGGGAGGCAGAAAGAGAGAUGGGGGCCCAGGCAGAUGAUGACAGCCAAACAGAGAUGACAAACCUGCGACUUGUGGACAAACUGAAAAGUUUCCGUACCCUAUCCCCUCUUUCUGCUUCAGCUUCAUCUGGAAGUACUCUGUUAGGUCCUUUUGGUUCUACUGGACUGGGGAACAACACGCUCGGUGGAGGACUUACAGGACUGAGGAGGAAUCGAAGCUAUCCCGCCAUGGUGGGGGCCAGUAUGGUGAUGAAAGACCCAGGAGUUCCCCCCAGCACAGAGAUACUCAUACCACAUACGAUGCAAACCUCACAUACACAACUCACAGCGCACACACAGGAAAUGGGCAAAGUGCAACCAAACAAGACGCUGGUCACAAAGGGCGUGCACGUACCGCAAACUCUAAAUGCAUUGGAAAUGGUCACACCGCAGACAAUAAUACAGAGACACACCAGGCCAAACGGUGAUUUGGGGGAUUCAACCAGACACGACAAACACAACGAUGAUGAAACUGGGACAUAAUAGAAGUAAGAUCAUAUUAUAACACAAAGUCUCACAUAUUUUACAAUACAAUACUUAUGACAUGACCACACGUGUACACAUACAUUCAUUUACAAAACCAAAUAGCAUCAGCAACUACACUGCUAGCAUCUCUCCAGAUGAAAAAAGGUAAAACCAGAUGAGCGACGCAGCCCACCUACACAUUCACUAACACAGUUAUUCAUCUUUCUAAAGAGUCGUGAUCAGUGAGGACCGAAUGAAUGAAAUGGUGGGAUGGAGAUGGUGGCUGCAACUGUUACACUGUGUUAUACUCAUAUUCUGUCAGGCUAGAGUGAUGAUGUUGCCUUCCUGUCUGUCAUAAUUGCACAGCAUAUUGUAUAUGCAGUAUACUGUGUUAUAUAGUAUAAUAUUAAAGGCCCAAUCUGGUGUACAUGCCCCACCACCACCUGUUUUUUGUUUUUUUUUUUAACAGAAAAAUGCAACAAUUUUAAAUAUGCUCUUUUGUCUUGAUUAUUUAUGCAGAAACUGGGGUGAUGCAGUAUAUUUCAGUAGUACACAAUCAGUGCAUUCACACCACCAGAUGUCACCUUUACUUUAAGAUUAAAUCUGGUGUAUUGUGGCUCUUUUGCCGGCCGUUAUUUAUCAAUGCAAAAAUUUUAUACAAAUACAAAAAAAGCAUUUUCCCCCCAUUAACAACCUUCAUAUAUGUAAAUCUGCUGACUACAAGAUACUCCUCCAGUUUUUGGCUUUGCUUUCCAACUGUUGAGUUGAUCAUUGUGCAGCCAAGGAGAUAACAAUAUUGUGUGCACAAAAAUUACCAUUUUAUCGUUGUCGUGUCAGCCCAGUGUUGCCAAAGACUUAAUGUCACCGUCAGCCAAAGCAAAACCAGAAAAUCUUGAUCCUACAACUUUUUUUUUUCUUACAGUUGGAAGGAAAAGUUUUGAAUAACUGGGAUUUCUGCAGUGACCACUCGUUAAAUUGAAUCUGAUCUAUAUUUAAGUCUCACAUAGAGAAACACAAUCUGACUAAACUAACACACAAACAGUUGUUCUUUUAAUGUCUUUGUUAAACACAUUUAAUCGUGUUUGUCUAGAAUUGUGACAGAUGUAGUUCAGGCUGCAUUUUCUGAAUAUUGCUCCCAUGUUUUUCUUGCAACUGCGUAUUUGGACUUUUUUUCUUGUGUACAUGUUGCAAUGGACUGGAGUCAGUUUAAAGCUAUGCUACGUACACUGGCAAUGGCCAGGAACCCCUUUUUGUAAUUUAUACUUUAAAAAAUAAUCCAGAUUGGGGCUUUAUGUCCUCUUGCUGUGACUGAAUUUUUCUUAUGUGCCUAAAACCAAACAUACUGUAUGUCAGUGGAAUAUGGAUUUGCAUUUGUUUCAGUUGAUUACUUCAUAGUUUAUGUUGCCUUUUAUUAUUAUGAUAUGCAUAAGAGGAGGGUACAUAAUUGUGCAGAUUUGUAACUGUUUUGCAUCUGAACCUGCCUAUGCCAAUAGGAGAUGUUUGUAGCCCUCUGUUUUUGUCAUAUUAAGAGGUUUUGGACACUGCAGGGAACAUGUGGUACAUACACUGAGGGGAAUACAGACAAGGUCUAGCUACUGUUAAAGCACUGUGACUACAAACCUGCAGAGAACGUAUGAACCUUAGAUUUUUUUUUUUCCCCCUAAUUUUGGCUCACCUCUGUUUUCAUAUUCGUGAGUCAGCUUGAGGGCGACAGUGAAUGUUGGGUGGAUUCAUUGAGAUUCUGAUGCAUGACAUGGGCACUAACAUUUUAAGCCCAGCAAAAUCCAGAUGGAAGCUGCAACACUGCAAAACCUCUGCAACAUGCUGACUCCUGAGCUUUCACUGUAAACCAAAGUUACACCCCGAUGGAGACGGGGAGGGACUGUUGUCAUGCAGGCUUGAAGUUAGUUUCCACCAUUUAUUUAUUUUUGGUCAUAUUGCAAGUGCCCAUUGUAUGCAUACAAGUCUGCUCCAAAGUAGAAUAAUUUGCAUACACACUGACACCCUAUUAUUUAUUCUGUCAGACACACAUGGGAGUGAAAAGGAGUGUAGCAAUAUUAAGUGAUGAGAUUUGUACCAUUUUUUGAAUGUAACUGUAAAACAAAACAAAAAAGAAAAAGGAAUGACUUGAAAAGGAUAAGCAGAAGAGGACUGAUUGAUUGAUGGAUGGAUGACUUGAAAUAUUCAGUGGUUUUAAGAGCCCGUGGCUUCAUGUGUAACAGUUUGCUGCUGAAUGUUUUGGUGUCAUUGAAGCAGUUCCAGUGGCUGCCAUUUGAGCUCAGACUUGAAUGCAUGUUCCUGACAAGGCCAUAGAACAGUCCCCCUAUGAAGUGCUGCAAAGCACCUAAAUAAUCAUAUUUUCACACAUCAGGUUCGUCAUACAGCUUUUCCUGCAUUCACUGCUGCUCAGGCACUUGUGCUAAAUGUGCAGGUUGCUUCCAUUAGAGUUUGAGUUUGGGUAUUGCAUCUGGACCAAUGAGUGAUUAGUGGGAUGAAUGGAUGGCUGUGAUACUGACCUGCUGUGAUUCUUAAUGAUUAAGGGACUAAAUAAGCAGUGUUUUUGUUUUGUUUUUUUCCUGGUGGCAAAUAAAUGUAUUUAACAAUCAUUUAAGUACUUGGAUUGUGAACAGUGAGCACGUCUAUAACAGAAUGACUGUUUAAAUUAAGGAAUUUUGAGGAUUUUUUCUUUAUUUCGAAAUGUCACAACAGCAUUUGGAACCUUUCAUUCAGCAGGUUUGUACUGUUUAGUUAAAUGCUAAGCAUUUUAUGAGUACUUUGAGUAAAAUCUUAGACACAUUUCCAUUUCGAACAGUGGGUACAAACCCACAGUACACUGAUGCUGCUCAAUGCUUCAGGGCAGUUUGUAUUUUGUCAAAAUCAGACCAUUUUCAGUAUUUAAAAAAAACACAAAAAAAAAAACAAGUGAUGAGACUGAAGCCACAAUGAGAUGGGCUUUGUGUGUGUGUGUGUGUGUGUGUGUGUGUGUGUGUGUGUGUGUGUGUGUGUGUGUGUGUGUGUGUGUGUGUGCUUCAAUUCAUCUGAAUGUAAGUUAUGACAAACAGUAAUCUGCUGUAGGGCCAUAUGUUUGUGUACAGUACGUUGAUUUAACUUGUUUGUGUCGACCUCAUAAAAGGGAAUUGUUAUUGCAUUGUAAAUUACGCAACACAGAUGGUCAUGCUAACUUAACAAAAUCUUUUUAAAAAGUAUUUGAGUUUAUAUUGGGUAAAGAAGGGGAAAAAUCCUUUUUUUUUUUUUUGGUC